AUGCCCGGCAGCAACGAGAACCUACCACCUGCUGGGCAAUCCACAGCAACCAAGAAAAACGGGGCUGCACCGAGCAACCCAACCGGUAGAGGGCCCACAGCAGCCAAAACAACGACUCCAACGACUCCAGGUUUGAAAGGCACAAAUAAAAAUUUGACGAAGCAAGUGCUGCAAGAGAAGAAUACAAAGCUCGAGGACGAGAAUUCUCGUCUCAAAGGUACGGAAAAUUUUCUUACCAUGGGUAUUGCAAACAACAAACAAAUUUUCGGAGCAGCGAAGAUCUUACAACUUGAGGAAGUGGAGCAUGCAGCCAAGCUCGCAGUUGCAGAGGCCAAAGCUGCCAGGAAAGUUGCGGAAGAGAAGAUCAAAAACUCCCGCGUCGAUCCUAUGCAUGAGAUUAUUCAGAAACCUACGACUGCUGAAAUGAAGGACUCAGGCAGCAGAGGCCGUCUGCUCAAGGCAAUGAAGCUCGAGAACAAUAAAGCAGAAUAUCUGGCAAUUCAGGCACGACGGAACCACCCUCACCUUGAGAAGUUCCAGAACAAUUGGGCGACAGUGGAGUUGGUCAAACAAUUCCUGCAAAACAAACGGAAGGCAAACAAGAAGCGAAAGGUGGGCACAACUGUGGGUGCUCGAAACAAUAAACGGAGUCGAUUCAAUGACUCGGACAACUCAGAUGGAGAAGUGGGAGAAGGAAGUGGAUCUGGUGAGCGUGAGAUAGCAGAUGAUGAUGAUGAAGAUUUAGGCGCUUGA
Molecule: messenger RNA, 753 nt
Organism: Suillus subalutaceus
Lineage: Eukaryota; Fungi; Basidiomycota; Agaricomycetes; Boletales; Suillaceae
Exons: 2
Coding region: 1-753 (250 amino acids)
Source: RefSeq, a predicted model, not a curated record